AUGAAGGUCAGUGAAGGUCGGAAGCCCGUGUUCGGGGGAUGCUUCAACACCAUCGAUCCUCGCUACCUCGACAUGUUCGCUAGCGUUUCAGGCAACAGGGUUACAGUGUACAAGUGCGAGCCUGGAGGUGCAACGAUCGUCGUGCAACUAUUCGUCGAUGAAAAUAAGGAUGAGUCGUUUUACACGGUGGCAUGGAUGAGAGGGCAGCAAGGGCGGCCGCUGUUGGCAGCUAGUGGCAGCAGCGGGGUGAUUCGGAUCAUUGACUGCUGGAGAGAGACAGUUGUUCAUAGUUUCAAAGGCCAUGGCGGGGCAGUGAACGAGGUGAGGGUGCAUCCCACCCACCCCGCGCUGCUGCUCUCAGCCGGAAAGGACGAGUCGCUACGGCUGUGGAACACGGACACGGGGGUGUGCGUGGCCAUCAUGAGCGGCACCGACGGGCACCGAAAUGAAGUGCUCAGUGCGGACUUCCAUCCCGGUGACCAGGCAAUCAUCGCCAGCUGUGGCAUGGACAGCAGCAUCCGUGUGUGGAGCCUGCAAGAGUGCUGGCAUGUGGUAGACCAGUCCAACACCUGGACAGACGUCCCAUCCAAGUUCCCCACCAAGAUUCUACAGUACCCUCUCUAUGUGGUGUGUGACGUGCACACCAACUACAUUGACUGCCUGCGGUGGUAUGGCGACUUCGUGCUCUCUAAGAGUGUGGACAACGAGGUCAUUCUAUGGCGCUGGUGCCACAAGCCUGGCACUGAACCUGGCUCUGCCCACCCUACUGAGGGAGCUUUGGACAUUCUGCAGCGCUACCCAGUGCCGGACUGUGGCUUCUGGUUCAUCAAGUUCGAUCUUGACUACAUGGCCAACAUCAUGGCUAUAGGCAACUGUGUGGGCAAGGUCUAUGUGUAUGACCUGCAAUCCAGCCCUCCUAUUCUCCUCAGCACGCUUUCAAGAAAGGACUGUAAAACGCAAAUCAGACAAACGGCUGUGUCACAUGACGGCAGGAUAAUAAUGAGCUGUGAUGACGAUGGCUGGCUAUGGCGAUGGGACUUAAUGGCGGUUGAGGCCACGUCAUCCAUCCUGCAGUUCGCCACGUGGCAGAGCUCCGUUGACGUGUCGUUCUGGGAGAAGCUCGCGUCGCUGAAGGUCGACUCGCAAGGCCUGAAAGAGGAAGACGUGGCAAUCCAUGGAUUCUUCACGCCAUCCUCACACUCUCAGCUCCCCUCCUUCGUCUCCCUCUCCUCCGCCUCCUUCCCCCCUUCCCCUCCCCCACCUCCUCGGUUCCACCUCAUCCAACCGACUGAUACCACCCAUGCUACUGACGUCACCACUGCUGACGUCACCACUGAUUCUGGCGGCAGCAGUGAUAUCAGCACAGAUGCUACCAACAGCAAGAGCAGGAGCAGCAGCAGUGACGGGCGGAGUGCGGUAACCAGCGGUGACGGAAAUGCGGUGGUUACCACCACCAAUGAUGGCAGGAGCGUGGUGGCGGGAGUGCUGCGAAUUGCCAACACAGUGGAGUCGUUUCGAGCGUUUGACCGGCGGAAGAUGAUGGAGGGAGUGGCACAGCAGCUAUGGCAGGACAUGCUAUCCGGCAGGGCAGAAAAGCACCCGUCUCUCCUCAACGCAUUCUUUCUCCUCGUCUAUCCGGACAUCAAGCAUUGGCGCUUUCACUACGCCUUUGCCUUCCCCGCCCUCGCCCUCCCUUCCCCUGCCACCCUCGCCUCUCCCCCUCUCCCUGCAACUCAAGUCUUCUCUCCCCAACUGGCAGAGGCGAUCGAGAAGGAGUGUGAACGAUGGAGACAAGACGGUAAUGGGAGAGGGGCAAGGGAAGUGGAAGCAGCUGCGUUGACUGGCGAAGCUGAAGGUCCCAAGGGAGAGAAGGAGAAGGGAGAAGAGAGGGCAGUUACGGAAGACGAAGCAGCAGAGUCUGGGGAAGUGGAGGAGGGAAGUCAAGGAGAGAAAGGCGAUGACAACAGAAUUGGAGGAAUGGGAGCAGCAGACAGCGUUGCAGCAGCAGCAACCAUAGAAGGAGAAUCUGUGUCUGCAGCACCUCUAGUGGAGAGAGGCGCCCCGUUCUUCCUUCUCCAUAUAGACUCCACAAGCAUCACCACCAGCUCAACGCAGCCCUCAGUAACAGCACAUCCGUUAUCAGAGUACAGGCGGCUGGCAACUCAAAACGAAUCCCUCUCUUCCUCUUCUUCCUCCUCAUUGCCUCCGCGUCUCCUCGUCGCGUUCUUCGACCCCUGCCAUCUGCCCCUCUCCCCCGGCUGGCCCCUGCGCAACCUGCUUCUCCUGGCAUCCCUACGAUGGCAGGCCACGUCCCUCCAUGUGCUCUGCCUGCGGCAGCGCCACGGCCGCAUCAGCCUCCACCACUCGCUGCUGCUGCACGUUCAGAUAUCACCUCCCCCAGCUGAAUGGCUGAAUCCACUCACAGCACAUUCCACGUGUCCGUCCGCCACUGGCUGGGAGCUGAACGCCAAGGGGCGAACCGGGGCGCGGUGUGCUGACCUGGCGCCGCUGAUGGACCCUGCCAGGCUGGCAGACGAGGCGGCGUCGCUCAACCUGAAGCUGAUGAGGUGGCGCGUGCUGCCACAGCUGCAGCUGGAGCGAUUGAAUGCAACAAAAUGUUUGCUUCUAGGGGCUGGCACCCUUGGUUGCCAAUUGGCUCGCUCUCUCCUGGCAUGGGGCAUUCGUGACAUUACCCUCGUGGACUACGGGGCGGUUUCGUAUUCUAACCCCGUGCGGCAGUGCCUCUUCUCUAUCAAGCACUGCCUGAAUGGCGGCGCUCCCAAGGCGCAGGCAGCAGCAGAAGCACUUCAAGAGAUUCUUCCCUCUGCUCGCACGUCUGGCCAUCGCCUCGCCAUUCCCAUGCCAGGUCACCCCGUGUCGCCCUCAGAAGCGCCACGUGUGCAGGCUGACGUGGCAGCCCUGCUGGCACUCAUCCGCCAAUCAGACGCUGUCUUCCUCCUCACCGACACGCGGGAGAGCCGCUGGCUGCCCACCCUGCUGUGUGCAGCCGAGGGGAAGGUGGCCAUCAAUGCGGCUCUCGGCUUCGACUCCUUCCUUGUCAUGCGCCACGGUGCACCGCCGCUGCCUCCGCAUGCCACAUCAGCACCAGCAGUGUCUGAGUCAGCACCAGCAGCGUCUGAGUCAGCACCAUCAGCGUCUGAGUCAGCUCCAUCAGCGUCUGAGUCAGCGCCAUCCAAGCGCCUCGGCUGCUACUUCUGCAAUGAUGUCGUUGCUCCCCUCAAUUCCACGGCCCAUCGCACGCUAGACCAGCAGUGCACAGUCACGCGCCCUGGCCUGGCGGCCAUAGCAGGGGCUCUGGCAGUGGAGCUAUUGGUGGGGCUGCUGCACCAUCCCAUGGGUAUUGCAGCACCAGCAGAAGACACCGCUGCUGAUGGCUUUCCUUCUUCCUCCUCCUCUGCCUCCUCUACCUCUGCCCAUCUCUGCUCGCCUCUGGGCCCACUGCCUCACCAGCUACGCGGAUUCCUCUCCUCCUUCUCCCAGCUGCCCAUCACUGGAUUCGCCUUCCACCAGUGCACCGCCUGCUCCCCCACA
Closterium sp. Naga37s-1 is the source of this 3552-nucleotide messenger RNA. The record is from the annotation of a GenBank genome assembly. Lineage: Eukaryota; Viridiplantae; Streptophyta; Zygnematophyceae; Desmidiales; Closteriaceae.